AUGUCGGCAAAAAAAAGACACGAUCUCAGGGUCCAUGUCUACGGAGUGUGUGGCAGCAUGCCCUCUCCACUACACCCGCCAACAAGUGGCAUGGCCUACACCCCCCUCACAUCAGGCCUGCCAAUGUCAGCAUAUAAACAGCAGUUUUCGCCUUCGUGCGACUUUGGCGCCGCUUACACGCCUCUUUCGGCACGCCUGCCGUCCUACCCUCGAACGCCGCUUCAUGCUGGAUACCCCCAAACCCCUUUACACUCCGACUGUCCUCUGGACCUCAAUGCCCCCUUCGAGCUGAGCAGCAAGUACCUCAAAGACGUGGACAACUUCUUUUCCACACGGCUGUUCCGCCAGAAUGGUGAUAUCGCCUCCAAAGUGUUACCUCCGCCGAAACCGUCGCCACGGGCAGACUUUUUCAGAAGCGACAAACUGCCCCCCAUCACAAAACCCAUGCUCAACAUGCGCGACUUUGAGAAGAACUCAGCAACAAAGGUCAAGGUUGCUCCAGAAGACUCGCCAAACUAUACCACGAGUCCCGGCUCGCCAGGAAGCGAAAGUGACUCGUCUUCUUCGUCGGUGUCCACCACGGCACCAAGCUUUGCAAGUCCGCCGGCUAAGAAGAUUGCAUUCAAACCAUACAGAGUGAAAAAGACGAAACCGGCCACCCGAAAACAGCUGGCUGUUGGAAUGGUUGCCGGCCACGUGGAACUCCUCAAAAAGGAACACUCGACAUCCCCUUCGCCCACAGACUCGCCGUUUGGAAGAGGAAUGGCCCCCUCCACUAGUGGCAUGUCGAACGUGGAACGCCUCAAGGCAAACCCUGACAUGUGGACGCAGGCUACUCAGGUCAAAAAGGGUGUCUACGUGUGCACACACUGUCCCAGCCAUCUGGGCCGCUUCAGAAAGCUGUCUGAACUAGCUGCACACUUUGACGAAAACAAUCUCACCCGCCUGUGCAAAUGCGACUUUCCAGAUUGCGCAUGGUCCAUUGUGGGCUUCUCUUCUCGGUCAGAAAAGACCAGACACAUCAAAUCUCAGCAUGCCAGUGCCCGAUACUCGUGCAUGCACUGCGAGAGAGUGUUUGCACGUUCAGACUCUCUCAAGCGGCACUUCAAACUCAUCCACAACCUGCCUAACGUCACCCCCGAAGAGCUGCUUGCCAUGCGAAGUACAACCUCUUCCGUAGCAGAUGCUUCCUUGGCAUAUGACGAUGUUAAGGAGGAAGAACAGGAGCCUGGUAUGCCCCCUCCCUCUACAACCAGCGUCUUUGUGGCGACCCCUGCGUGA
This is a messenger RNA of Yarrowia lipolytica CLIB122, 1281 nucleotides long. RefSeq lists its product as uncharacterized. The record is from RefSeq and is a predicted model, not a curated record. Gene Ontology annotation, molecular function: RNA polymerase II cis-regulatory region sequence-specific DNA binding; DNA-binding transcription factor activity, RNA polymerase II-specific. Lineage: Eukaryota; Fungi; Ascomycota; Dipodascomycetes; Dipodascales. Gene Ontology annotation, biological process: regulation of transcription by RNA polymerase II.